AUGCCGAUCUGGCUGCAGACACCACCUCGGAGCAGCUCAGCACUCCCCAGUGAAUGUUGGAAGCUUGUCUUCUCAAGGGCCACGGCCAGCCACAUUAAGGAGCCUCUCCGACUUCCGACCUGUUCGGAGAUCUUCAAAGGUCCUGUCUUGCUGCCGUGUGGUGGCAGCUCGGCGGUGGUGGGAGGAGAAAGGAGAUCCAUCGCGUCCAGUCUGUGGGAGAAGGUGCAACCUUUGAACUUGGCACUGAGGAAUGUGUGUGAGGCCUUUACACAAGCCUCAGUGGAGUCCGAGGACAUCUGCAGCUUGCGCGAGGAAAAACUGAAACUUGGACCACCAGGAGGUCGUGAGCCUCGUCUGCAGAGAGACAACUGCAUUGAACACGCAGAGUCCAUCAAGGUCCAGAGGGAGAAGGUUGAACGCAAGAUUAGGAAGGAUUUCGAGGAGCUUUGUGGCUUCCUGCAGGUUGAGGAGGAGGCCAGAUUGUCUGCUGUGAGGGAGGAAGAGCAGGAGAAGAGUCAGAGGAUGAAGGAGAAGAUGGAGGCUCGCGACAGAGACGCGGCCGCGAUCGGAACCACAGGGAAGCAGAUCCGAGUUCAUGUGGACACGACCGAAAGAUCCAUUUCAUUCUCUGAAUAUCAUCUCGCAAACACCAGAUUAGGCAACAUGGACCCUUCCAUUCACAACAUGAAAAUGUUUCCUCACUUAUGCACAAUGGAUGAAAGUCCCCUGAAUAAUAAUCAUUCCACUUCCACUGCACCACGCUUGCCCCGUGCCGAGGGCCAACCGGCGACAACUUGCGGCACGUGCUCAAAUUAGCGGCUAACUGGUGAAAGGCGCCGUCGUUCACAGCCGACGUGAUGGCCGUACGGCCUCCGUGCAGUAGAGCGCACGCGGAGUGCAGGCGUCCGACGUCGAGGCGAGCGCAAGCCAUUUAAUCCAGGCGGGAACCCGCGGAGGCGUCGACGCGACCGGCAGCCGCUCAAGCCCCAAUCGCCGUGAAAAUGUCCGGAGCGUGACGUCAUCCACGCAGCUAAUUGGCAGCUAGCCUUUCAACUUGAGCGCGUGGCAUUAGAUAGCCGUUCAGAAGUAAAAGAAGUGACGGGGCCCCUUGGCGCCCCCCUCUGGCAGUGCUAGUCGCUGAGUGCACCUGCGUAUGGGAAAGGGAAGAAAACAGGAUUUGAAAGUCUAACAACAUCCUCUGAAGACACACACGUGCACACACACACAAUAACAACAAUACACACAGAAUUCCCAUCCAUUCAUCUUUUUCGUCACUUCCUGCUUCCUUCCGUCACCGAAAUAGUCGUCGACGACAAAAGUGCUGAGUCAGCUUCUCGCCGCGACUUUGGGCAGGAAAUCCCCUCAAAAUAAAAGUGGGAAAAAAUAUUGUGGAAAAGACUCAUCAUCAUGUUAUCAGGUCGCCGCUAAUGUUAGCAUAUUGUGUUUUUGGUCCGUCAGUCAUCAGAAGCGACACCGUGUGAACAAUUACAAAUGUAGCCGUUAACUUAUGACCCUUUUUCUUUCGGAACAAAACGUCCACUCCGAUACACUCCAAUGGAUUCACGUAAGCCACUCAUUUCCACCAUUCUGAUUGCACUUUCCGCGUUAGAUGUUUUUGUCAAUCAGCCUAAUAAUAAGUAUUUAGCGUGCGUAUGUGUGUACUGUGUGUGUGUGUGUGCAGUUUUCCGCCAUGUUGUUGUUGCAGUUACAGGAAAUAGAAGUUGAUGAAGUGUGUGUGUGCGUGUGUGUACGUCCAGCACUCGGCUAGUAACCUUUCCGCGUCGUCUUCACACUCCAACGCUUCCUGUCUGAGAGUCACUUCCUGUUUGCGAGUCCCUUCCUGCACGGCGUUGUGUGGCGAAGUUUCACACGCUCAUCGCGGCGCGUAAAGUUACACGAAGGUUGACAGCGUUCGAAUGGCAUCUAUGGAUUUAAACGUCAACUAUUUCAUUCUCAUUUGUGGCUCGCACUGCAUGCUAAUGCUAGCAGCUAAGUGAUGACACACGUUAACGUUAACGGCUAGCAAACUGUCACCGGUCAGCCUUGGCACGUUAGUUAUGUGUCAACGGUUUAGCCGCUAUCGUAAGCACGUGUCGAGGGUUAGCCGCUAACGCCAGCGUGUCGUCAGGUUGUCAGUAUGUUUUCGUAGGUUAGCCGCUACCGUUGGCAUGUCGCCAGAUCAGUGAGCAUGUCAUUGGUUAGCCGCUAAGGUUAGCGUGCAGUGUCAGUCAGAUCAAUUAGCACGGUUCAUCAGUUAGUAGCUAACAAUGCAUGUUGGAGGUGUAAAUGCAAAUAAUGAUAACAAUGUUAAUAUAUUUCCAGUAUGUGCUGUAUUUAUAAAUAUCCAUUUGGAGAAGAUCUCCUCGGAAACCACAAGGUGUGUGCGUGUUGCUCGGUUUUGUUAGUCCGGAAAUAGCCCGACGGCGCUCCUGUUAAGGCCACCCGCCUCCAUUUUGAAGCGCUGCCAUCGUUAACAUCAGCCGAGGGACUUGGAGCAUCGUCGUUAGUUUUGGGUCAGCGCGUUCACCGGGAUCAAACCGAAGCGUGGCGGCUAAUUAUAAACAGGAUGAGGAUGAGGACGGCCUCCGGAUUUGACCGCACGCACGCAGGAAGCGGAUGCUAGACCCAGGAAGUUCGAGUCAACGGGACUUGGGAGUUCAGAUUCGCUCGGACGGGUCACGACCCUCAAGGUGAGUAAAACUGCCAUGUUUGUUUAGGAAGUCAUCGAGAAGGCUCCUCGAGAACUGAAAACAAAAUGAGAACAAGAAUGAUAAACAACAACACAAGAGCAAGAACAAAAACCGGAACGAGAACAAAUAUGAUCAAGAACUGCAACAAAAAACUCAGAUGAACCAGAAUGACAGAACAACAAACAAAAGCAAACAAAAGAGAGAACAACACCAGAAGAAGAACAAACGAACACAAAACGAAAAUCAACUAGAACGAGAGCAAAAAACAAAACCAGAAAAAGGUUGAG
Messenger RNA from Phyllopteryx taeniolatus (common seadragon), 2977 nucleotides. RefSeq lists its product as uncharacterized. The record is from RefSeq and is a predicted model, not a curated record. The transcript has 3 exons. NCBI's taxonomy places the organism in Eukaryota, Metazoa, Chordata, Actinopteri, Syngnathiformes, Syngnathidae. The coding region runs from base 1 to 816 and encodes 271 amino acids.